This is a messenger RNA of Bombus pascuorum, 1214 nucleotides long. RefSeq names its product dynein beta chain, ciliary-like. Gene Ontology annotation, cellular component: dynein complex. The coding region runs from base 411 to 854 and encodes 147 amino acids. The transcript is spliced from 7 exons. The record is from RefSeq and is a predicted model, not a curated record. NCBI's taxonomy places the organism in Eukaryota, Metazoa, Arthropoda, Insecta, Hymenoptera, Apidae. Gene Ontology annotation, molecular function: dynein intermediate chain binding; dynein light intermediate chain binding; minus-end-directed microtubule motor activity. Gene Ontology annotation, biological process: microtubule-based movement.
AUACAUUGGUACAAUUUCAUAAAGUAUUAAUAUACGGUUCACAAAUAUCUCCAAAAUUGUUGAUGAUAUAUCGCUUUGCGAUAGAUAUCAAAAUCAAAAUAUGUCUAAAAUAGCCAUUUCAGAGUGAAUUAUACCUUGCACCAGAUUUUUUGGUACCACCAAACAGUGAUUAUGAUGCAUAUCAUCAGUACGUCGAUAACUACCUACCUGCUGAAAGUCCUGUUCUGUAUGGACUUCAUCCCAAUGCAGAAAUUGGGUUUUUAACACAAACUGUGGAAAAUUUGUUUAAAACGUUAUUGGGUAUACUAACAAGAACUGCCAGCGAUACAACAAGCGGAGAUAUUUCGAAAGAAGACAAAAUAAAAGGACAAAUAGAAGACUUAUUGGACAAACUACCAGAAGAAUUUAACAUGCUAGAACUUUAUAGCAAGGUGGAAGAUCGUACACCAUUUGUCACAGUAGCUUUACAAGAGUGCGAACGAAUGAAUCUACUGUGUGAAGAACUUAGAAGAUCCCUGCAAGAAUUAGAAUUAGGCUUAAAAGGAGAAUUAACUAUUAAUCCUGAGAUGGAAGAUCUACAAAAUUAUAUAAUGAUGGAUGCUGUUCCGCCGUCUUGGACAAAAAGAGCUUACCCUUCAGAAUUAGGAUUAAACAGUUGGUUCACGGAUAUGUUGUAUCGAAUAAAUGAAUUAUCUAAUUGGACUGCAGAUUUUAACUUUGUGAAAUUGAUAAUUGAAUUCGUGGCAAAUUUUCAUGCCUGGAAUUCAACUCAAACUGAUAAAAUAAACAUAGGAAAAUUGAAUGAGCGACAGAAUAAAACUUCGUUCAACGCACACGAUUGUUUCUACGCAUAAAAAAUCAGCACCAAGAGAAGGCGCAUAUAUAAACGGAUUGUACAUGGAAGGUGCACGGUGGGACGUUCAAGCAGGAUGUAUCAUGGACUCUCGAUUUAAAGAAUUGUUUCCAUUAUUACCAAUAAUGUAUAUUAGGGCGAUUACACAGGACAAACAAGAUUUAAAGAAUAUGUAUGAAUGCCCUGUGUAUAAAACACGAUCACGAGGUCCUACUUACGUGUGGACGUUCAAUUUAAGAACUAAGGAGAGAGCUAGUAAGUGAAUUCUUGGUGGAGUGGCAAUUCUAUUACAAAUCUAAUUUUAUAAAUUAAAUUAUGGUCUAAAUAUGCAAUUAAAAUAAAGAUUUUCGAAAUUGACAAA